Molecule: messenger RNA, 894 nt
Organism: Alternaria ventricosa
Lineage: Eukaryota; Fungi; Ascomycota; Dothideomycetes; Pleosporales; Pleosporaceae
Exons: 2
Coding region: 1-894 (297 amino acids)
Source: RefSeq, a predicted model, not a curated record
AUGGUCCCGCAGCAGCAGCAAUACCAGCAAUACCAGCAAUACCAGCAAUACCAGCAUUACCCGCAACACCAGUCUGGUAACGUCUUCCCUGAUGCGGAUCUAAUGAGGUUUCCUUCGAACUCCAGUCAGGCUACUUUAGGCCAUGGCCCUUCGCAUCCUGUGGGAUAUCAGCCUUCAGGAAACGCUGGCCAGGAAGAUGCCUUACGACCUGAGGACUUCCAGAAUGCCGGUCUGAACUUGGACGCAUUUCAGAAUCGGGUGCCUGAUGAGAAUGGCGGGGACAUCCAAUUCCUGUCCGACUUUUCGGAAUUCCAGAACUUCUUGUUGGGGACAUCUGGGGAUAUGGCUCCUCUUGAACCGUCGGAUCGGGGGUACAGCCUUGAUCAGAUGGCUUCACGUCCGAUCUUCCAUCGGUAUCCCGCUCCUGUUCCUGCUCCCGGUUACCAGCAACCCCUUCCGGAACCUACCUAUGCCGGCUACAACACCGCUGGGGCUUACCAAAGUCCAUACGCGCCGAUCAUAUAUGCUCCACAGCAGGCGCAUUUUCAGCCUACGUUCCAGCCGGUCCCGAUGUACGCGCCAGGCUCCGUCAACAACAAUUUCGUACAGCAGCCGGGCCCGAUGUAUGCCCCAAGCUACGUCAACAACUUCGUCGUACAGCAGCCUCAACCGCCGCCGGCCGCGCAACAACCCCAGGCCAACUACCCUGCCGCCGCCUACAACCCACCUGCGGCUUACACAGCACCUUCCUCGCGACAGCCAGGAACUUACAACGGCAGCACUGGGCAGGCGCAACAGUUGGAUGCGGGAACCAGGCGGCGACGGUCAAGCUUGUACCUGACUACUGAGGAAUGGGUUGAGGCGCAGCGAAGGCAGCGUCCUUCCGGUGAAUGA